AUGGAAGAUGAUUUAUACGCUAAGGAGCUUGAUGACUACGUCAAGCGGCAUAAUAUUCAUAAAAUUCUAAGAGAGUCUAUCGUAAAUAUCUGUCUUUAUCGUCCCGAUGACCCCAUUCGCUUCCUUCGUGAGUACUUCGAGGCUCUCGAUACCUCUUCGCCAAGUUACACUGACCCUGCGUCAAAUCAUACAUUAAGGCGUACAGUUUCAGCCGGAAAGCAAUCGUCAGCUUCGUGUAGCGGGAAUGCUAGUUAUCCCUCACCAUCGGCUGGUUCUGAGCCAUCUCCCAAUCCAGACAACGAUCCCCCAGAUGAGCCAUCAACAAGUACUCAACGAUGUCAUUCGGGUGAUCGGUGCUCUAGCAAUCAAAAUGGACUCAGUGAUGUUGAUGACGCCUAUGGCAGUAGUGGCGAAGUGCAGUUCCAUUCAUUCCCCACCCCGACUGCAGUGAAUUGCAGUUCAUCGGACCCAAUAUCUGCUAAGCGUCGUGUUAGACGUGGGGCUGUCAGUGGCGAGGUUUAUACCGAAGAAGACGCAGCUUCCUAUGUGAAAAAGGUUGUCCCUAAGGACUAUAAGACGAUGACUGCGCUAUCAAAAGCCAUCGCUCGCAACGUCCUAUUCGCCCAUUUAGACGAAAAUGAGAGGAGCGACAUCUUCGAUGCAAUGUUUCCCCUUCACCGCAGCCGUGGGGAUAUUAUAAUCAAACAGGGCGACGAUGGAGAUAACUUCUACAUUAUUGACCAAGGCAAAGUGGAUAUAUAUGUGAAUGGCGAAUUUGUUAGCUGCAUCGGAGAGGGAGGUAGUUUCGGGGAGUUGGCCCUCAUCUACGGCACUCCGCGGGCAGCGACAGUGAAGGCUCACAGUGACGAGGUGAAGCUGUGGGGCAUUGAUCGCGACUCCUAUCGCCGCAUCCUUAUGGGAAGCACUAUUCGUCGCCGCAAGAUGUAUCAGGACUUUUUGGCGCGCGUGCCCAUCCUGGACAAUCUGGAGAAGUGGGAGCGACUGACUGUGGCUGAUGCAUUGGAGCCGGUUCGCUUUGAGGCGGGUGACUGCAUUGUCCAACAGGGCGAUCCGGGCGAUGAUUUCUACAUCAUAAUUGAGGGCACAGCCGCGGUACUACAACGACCUUCGGAAAACGCGGAACCCGUUGAAGUAGGCAGGCUAGGUCCCUCCGACUACUUUGGCGAAGUGGCGUUGCUGUUGGACCGCCCGCGAGCAGCAACAGUGGUGGCGCAGAGUGCACUACGGUGUGUCAAAUUGGAUCGCAAGCGCUUUGAACGUGUGAUGGGACCCUGCUCCGACAUCCUCAAGCGCAACAUCGCCAAGUACAACAGCUACAUCUCGCUCUCCGUGUGA
Molecule: messenger RNA, 1356 nt
Organism: Echinococcus granulosus
Lineage: Eukaryota; Metazoa; Platyhelminthes; Cestoda; Cyclophyllidea; Taeniidae
Product: cAMP-dependent protein kinase regulatory subunit
Exons: 8
Coding region: 1-1356 (451 amino acids)
Source: RefSeq, a predicted model, not a curated record